UUAGAUCUGUUUCUGUUUUUUCUUGUGCAAAAUGCACAAUCAUUGUCAUAUUGUACAUUCUGAUAAAUGAUUCAGUUUUAAUGCUGUUUGGUUGCUGAAAAAAAAAAGUUUUUAAAGAGUCUUCAAGUUUACAUCACUUUGGCUUUUAACUGCAUUAAAUGGUACCCUAAUAAUGAUUAUUGACAAUAAAAGUGACAGCUCAUGGAAACUGUAUGAAAUAUGUUGUUUUCUUCCUUUUGCUCAGCAUCCAGAUGGAGGUGAUGGGUUAUAAUUCUUGCUCAUAGUUUUUGUUCCUUUGAUUUUGCAGGUUUUUGUGUUUCAAGUUGAAAGCUUUCCUAGAAGUGCCUAGUGUUAAACUGUUAGUCAAAAAGCUAUAAUCUUUUUAUCCUUUUGUCUUCCUUCACUUAUUUUUAUUCUUCCUUAGUUAGAGAUUUGAACCUUCAGUACUCAAACUGCCCCCUGCUUUUGCCUUUUUGAGCUUUGAACUGUUAAUGCUGUAGCAGUUAAGUUUUUGGUGGCCCUGUAUCAAAAUUCUAAUUUUUUCUGAUAACCCUUGUUGUCUCUUGCAAAACUGUUGAGUGUUCUUUAGAAGAAAGAUGCAGAAGCCUCCACAAUCAGUAGACUUUGCCCUGAAGGAAACCUCGCCCAACAUUGGGGCAGGAGCUAUCACGGGCGAUAAGCUUUCGUGUACCUAUGAUCUCGUUGAGCAAAUGCAAUACCUCUAUGUUCGAGUUGUCAAGGCGAAGGAUUUACCUGGAAAAGAUGUUACUGGUAGUUGUGAUCCCUAUGUUGAGGUUAAACUUGGAAACUACAAGGGAACUACCAAACAUUUCGAAAAGAAGAGCAAUCCUGAAUGGAAUCAAAUAUUUGCUUUCUCAAAAGAAAGAAUUCAAGCUUCUGUUUUAGAAGUGUUAGUGAAGGACAAGGAUGUUGUCAUAGAUGAUUUAAUAGGCAGGGUUAUGUUUGAUCUCAAUGAAAUUCCAAAAAGGGUUCCUCCAGACAGCCCACUGGCACCACAGUGGUACAGAUUGGAAGAUCGAAAGGGUGAUAAAGCGAAGGGAGAGCUCAUGCUGGCUGUUUGGAUGGGAACUCAAGCAGAUGAGGCAUUUCCUGAUGCAUGGCAUUCAGAUGCUGCACCGGUUGGCCCUGAUGGUGUUGCAAACAUCCGAUCAAAAGUGUAUCUUUCCCCUAAGCUUUGGUAUGUGAGGUUGAAUGUGAUUGAAGCUCAAGACUUGGUACCUAGUGAUAAAAGCAGGUUCCCUGAAGUUUUUGUGAAAGCUGUUCUUGGGAAUCAGGCUUUCAGAACUAGAAUAUCUCAAAGUAAGACUAUCAAUCCAAUGUGGAAUGAGGACUUAAUGUUUGUAGCUGCUGACCCUUUUGAGGAGCCUUUGGUUCUAACUGUGGAAGAUAGGGUGGGACCAAACAAGGAUGAAACCUUGGGGAAGUGUGCAAUUUCUCUGAAUGUUGUGCAGAGAAGGUUAGACCAUAAACCUGUGAACAGUAGGUGGUACAAUCUGGAGAAACAUGUGAUUGUGGAUGGAGAGAAAAAAGAAAUAAAAUUUGCCAGUAGGAUUCACUUAAGGAUCUGUUUAGAAGGAGGGUAUCAUGUUUUGGAUGAAUCUACACACUACAGUAGUGAUCUUAGGCCAACAGCAAAACAAUUAUGGAAACGCAGCAUUGGAAUUCUGGAACUGGGUGUUAUAAGUGCUCAUGGGCUGAUGCCGAUGAAAACAAAAGAUGGACGAGGAACUACAGACGCUUAUUGUGUGGCUAAGUAUGGGCAGAAAUGGAUCCGGACACGGACAAUUGUUGACAACUUUAUGCCAAAGUGGAAUGAGCAAUACACUUGGGAGGUUUUUGACCCAUGUACUGUCAUUACAAUAGGGGUUUUCGAUAAUGGUCAUAUACAUGGGGGAGCUGGAGGGGCAAAGGAUGCAAGAAUUGGGAAGGUAAGGAUUCGGCUUUCUACACUUGAAGCUGAUAGGGUCUAUACUCACUCGUAUCCUCUUCUAGUGCUACAUUCUUCAGGGGUUAAGAAGACAGGUGAAGUUCAGUUGGCUGUGAGGUUCACCUGCUUAACUUUGAUUAACAUGCUGCAUAUGUAUUCACAGCCACUGUUGCCUAAGAUGCACUACAUCCAUCCAUUGUCUGUGAUUCAGCUUGAUAGCUUGAGGCACCAGGCUAUGCAGAUUGUCUCAAUGAGGCUGAGCCGGGCUGAGCCACCAUUGAGGAAGGAAGUUGUGGAGUACAUGCUCGAUGUUGAUUCACAUAUGUGGAGCAUGAGGAGAAGCAAAGCAAACUUCUUCAGAAUUAUGGGAGUUCUAAGUGGGUUGAUUGCAGUUGGAAAAUGGUUUGAUCAAAUCUGCAAUUGGAGAAACCCUCUGACAACCAUUUUGAUUCAUAUCCUUUUCAUUAUAUUGGUUCUUUACCCUGAGCUAAUACUUCCCACAGCUUUUCUCUACCUUUUCCUAAUUGGAAUCUGGAACUACCGAUGGAGGCCACGGCACCCUCCUCACAUGGACACACGGCUCUCUCAUGCUGAUGCUGCCCAUCCUGACGAAUUGGAUGAAGAGUUUGAUACCUUCCCCACUUCUCGGCCUUCGGAUAUUGUCAAGAUGAGAUAUGAUCGUCUAAGAAGUAUAGCAGGGAGAGUUCAGACGGUGAUUGGCGAUUUGGCAACUCAAGGGGAAAGGUUUCAGUCUCUGCUAAGCUGGAGGGACCCGAGAGCAACCACUCUAUAUGUGACGUUCUGUUUGAUCGCUGCAAUUGUUCUUUAUGUUACACCGUUCCAAGUUGUGGCCCUCCUCAUAGGCCUUUAUGUCCUAAGGCAUCCCAGGUUCCGCCUCAAACUUCCAUCUAUACCUCUUAACUUCUUUAGGAGGUUGCCUGCAAGAUCGGACAGUAUGUUAUGAGCACAACCAACCAUUAUAUGUUACGCCUUUUCAUUGAAUGUCUGGUUAUGCAAAUAUCGAACUAGGGCAAACGAAGCGGUACUUGGAGUUCUUUAGUUGUCGAUCAAUGCGUGGUUUUGUUAUAAAUUGUAAUGUCUAAUUUUCAUGCGACUGUAGCCUCGUUUAUGUUUUCUAUCAAUCUGUUGUCCUUAUGCUGUCAAUUUCUAGAUUUCAACUUCACCAUAAGAUAUGGUUUCGAUCUCAUCCCAAAUGAUGUAAGCUUAUUCUAUGUGAAUGGUAACCAGAUGACUCUCAAACAGGUUUUUUCUUUUUGUUUUUAGAUUGUGUGGAGGGAUUCGACCCGUCUUUGAGUAAGGGGAUCCUGCAUUAUCGACCGAGUUAAAUGUUUA
Durio zibethinus is the source of this 3301-nucleotide messenger RNA. The record is from RefSeq and is a predicted model, not a curated record. Lineage: Eukaryota; Viridiplantae; Streptophyta; Magnoliopsida; Malvales; Malvaceae.